AUGGCGAUGUCAGAUACAACUACCACCACUUCUGCCUCUGCGGCCGAAUCUGACACUCCGUACCAAGUCCUGUUGGCAACAUAUUCUUCCCCAAACAACGAAAAGUUUGAGCACGUCCAUGAAUUACCUACGCCGCCUGCAUCAGACAAAGUCAGUGAGAGAACCGCAUAUUUAGGGUCAUUACGGAAAGCUACAGGGGAAAUGCAAGAAAGGAUCAAUAAGGAAUUGACUGCACGAAUGGAGGAAGAUAAACUACGAGAAGCUGAAAGUGCAGAUGGAUCAAAGGUUCAUGGUGGGGUAAUUGAUGAAGCCAAGGAAGAAGACAAUUAUGGGGAAGAGGUUGUGGAAGAGGAAGAUUGA
Messenger RNA from Botrytis fragariae, 360 nucleotides. Its product is annotated as putative gon7 family protein. The coding region runs from base 1 to 360 and encodes 119 amino acids. The transcript has a single exon. The record is from RefSeq and is a predicted model, not a curated record. NCBI's taxonomy places the organism in Eukaryota, Fungi, Ascomycota, Leotiomycetes, Helotiales, Sclerotiniaceae.